UGGAAGCAUGUAUUUGCUUUUUCAUUUGGACCCAUCAUUGCCUUGCUAUUGUUCAUCAAUCCUGACAAUUCCUUGCUUGGUUGAACUUGCGCGGCUCAUCUUCCUUGCCGGUUUUAUCCAAGUAAAAACUAUCAACAUGGCGGAUGCUGAUGGAAAUAAACAGCUUCAGACUGACCAAAAUGAGAAGGUCGAAGAACUAAACAAUGACCCAGAAACAGUUGGUCAUAAGGAGCAAACUUCCAUGCCUUCAUCUGAAGAUGAGGAAGCAGCAAUAAAAAAAAAGUAUGGAGGAAUUCUGCCCAAAAAGCCUCAACUCAUUUCAAAGGAUCAUGAACGUGCUUAUUUUGAUUCUGCUGACUGGGCUUUAGGCAAGCAAGGAGUAAAGCCAAAAGGACCUCUUGAGGCGCUCAGGCCAAAAUUGCAGCCCACACCUCAACAGCAAGCACGUUCAAGGAGAUCAGCUUAUGCAUCCGCUGAUGGUGAAGGUAUUUAUUGGCUGGAGCUUCCAAUUUAUCUUAUUGGCCCUGCAGAUAUUGAUUUUUUUGUUCCUCUCUCCCUCCCUCUCUCUCCCUCUCUCUCCCUCUCUCGGUUUUCUUAGAAGGUGGAAAUGCUGGUUUAGAAGAUGCAAACAGCCUAUAGUUGAAGCACCAUUGUUGUUACUUUUUAUGAGCUAUUCUUUUUUUGGCAGCUCUCGGAAUUUCCCGCAUAUUGAGAUGUAUUUUGGUGAUUCCGUGGUUUCCAUGAAUAAGUUCGAAGCUAAAUCUCUGUUUUUUGGUUUUGGUAUUGGAAAGAAAUGGUUGCAGCAUGCAGUGGCUAAGACUUUUAGUAGCAGAAGUCACGUAUGUGCUAUUUAUUAUUCUCAUUGAAAACGUUGCAUUGCUUUCUGGAAUGGAUGAUAAGAUUUGUGUCUUCCUUUUCAAUCAUCUUCGUGGAAUUUAUUGAUGUUUAGCCGUAUGUGCUGUUGUUUCUCACUAUAAGAUCCUGAUUUACCCCAGGUAUCAUCGUUUGAAUUGAAAAUCUUGUUGUAAGGCUUUGUGGAAUAGAGUGCUCACGAAGUGUAAUGUAAGGCUUGACCUUUAUAAACUAAACAUGGUGGGAGAU
Molecule: messenger RNA, 1101 nt
Organism: Phalaenopsis equestris
Lineage: Eukaryota; Viridiplantae; Streptophyta; Magnoliopsida; Asparagales; Orchidaceae
Exons: 7
Coding region: 8-598 (196 amino acids)
Cellular component (GO): cytoplasm
Molecular function (GO): protein phosphatase inhibitor activity
Source: RefSeq, a predicted model, not a curated record